AAACCCUAAUAAACGUUCUGGUCGAUCUAGCAGCUUCUUUGAUGAUUUCUUGCUCUGACUAAUCGCAUCUUUGGAAUUGCAAAAGUUUGAUGUAGGAGAGUUUCGAAGAAAGCAUGAGGAUAAUAGGAUUGACCGGAGGGAUUGCGACGGGGAAGAGUACCGUUUCCAAUCUCUUCAAAGGCAAUGGAUUUCCGGUGGUCGAUGCUGAUGUUGUCGCCCGCGAUGUAUUGAAGAAAGGCAGUGGUGGUUGGAGGAAGGUUGUAGCAGCUUUCGGAGAGGACAUAUUGCAGGAAAAUGGGGAAGUUGAUCGGCCGAAAUUGGGCCAGAUUGUAUUUACUGAUCCUUCAAAACGCCAGCUUCUUAAUAGGAUUCUUGCCCCUUACAUUUCGUAUGGUAUUUUGUGGGAAGUCUUUAAGCUGUGGAUGAAGGGUUGUAAGAUCAUCAUUCUUGACGUCCCUUUACUGUUUGAGGCCAAGAUAGAUCGGUGGACGAAACCAAUUAUUGUUGUGUGGGUUGAUCCUGAAACACAGCUCCAACGUCUCAUGGCUAGAGACAGAACUUCUGCACAAGAUGCUCAAAACAGGAUAAAUGCCCAGAUGCCUCUUGACGUAAAAAGGACUAAAGCAGACAUAGUGAUUGAUAACAACGGAUCGUUAGAGGACUUAAAUGAAAGUUUCAGGAAGAUAAUAGAUCAGAUCACCAAACCCUUGACAUGGACUGAAUUUUGGCUUUCUAGACAGGGUGCUAUAGUAGCUUUUCUAUCAAUAUUUUCCGGUGUUUUUGGAUGCAAGAAGCUUCUUGCACGCUUAUGAUUCUAGCAUGACUUGGUUAUGUGAAAUUUGAGAACGAGGUGGGAAUGGUAUGCAACUGGAAGCUGAACAGGACUUGCUUCAUUGAAUCGUGAUUAGUAGCCGACUGUUUAUAUUCUGAAAUAGUGGAAUAGAACUUGUUUAAUUUAUCCAAGUGACAAAAACGAUACAGGCACUUGUAGAACUUGCAUGUUGAUGUCAUUUCAUUGAUGUUGGAUAAGUUGUAUGUAAUUUGACAUAUUUUUUGGUUUAUCGUAAUAGCAGGAUGAGGGUUUGUUUUCUUGU
Messenger RNA from Cynara cardunculus var. scolymus (artichoke), 1094 nucleotides. RefSeq names its product dephospho-CoA kinase. NCBI's taxonomy places the organism in Eukaryota, Viridiplantae, Streptophyta, Magnoliopsida, Asterales, Asteraceae. Gene Ontology annotation, molecular function: dephospho-CoA kinase activity; ATP binding. The transcript has 3 exons. Gene Ontology annotation, biological process: coenzyme A biosynthetic process. Bases 114 to 812 code for a protein of 232 amino acids. The record is from RefSeq and is a predicted model, not a curated record.